This is a messenger RNA of Myotis daubentonii (Daubenton's bat), 348 nucleotides long. RefSeq names its product keratin-associated protein 21-1-like. Lineage: Eukaryota; Metazoa; Chordata; Mammalia; Chiroptera; Vespertilionidae. The transcript has a single exon. The coding region runs from base 1 to 348 and encodes 115 amino acids. The record is from RefSeq and is a predicted model, not a curated record.
AUGUGCUGCAACUACUACGGGAACUCCUAUGGGGGCUGUGGCUACGGCUGUGGCUACGGCUCUGGCUAUGGCUGUGGCUAUGGCUCUGGGUAUGGCUGUGGCUACGGCUCUGGGUAUGGCUGUGGCUAUGGAUCCAGAUAUGGCUGUGGAUAUGGCUCUGGAUACGGCUGUGGCUACGGCUGUGGCUAUGGCUGUGGCUAUGGCUCUGGGUAUGGCUGUGGCUAUGGAUCCAGAUAUGGCUGUGGAUAUGGCUCUGGAUACGGCUGUAGCUACGGCUCUGGCUAUGGCAGUGGCUGCUGUACCUUCCGACCAUGCUGCUACCGACGAUGCUAUUCCUCUUGCUGCUAG